AUGGCCGGAGCGGCGGCGGCGGUGGCCGCCGGAGCAGCCGCCGAAGCAGCCCCAGCUGCGGUGGCCGUGGCGGCCCCGGGCCGGGCCUCGGCGGCGCCACCCCCGCCGCCCGUGUACUGUGUGUGCCGGCAGCCGUACGACGUGAACCGCUUCAUGAUCGAGUGCGAUAUCUGUAAGGACUGGUUCCAUGGCAGCUGUGUUAGAGUAGAAGAACAUCAUGCUGUUGAUAUUGACCUAUAUCACUGUCCCAACUGUGCAGUUCUCCAUGGAUCUUCCUUAAUGAAAAAGAGGAGGAACUGGCACAGACAUGAUUACACAGAAAAUGAUGAUGGUUCCAAACCAGUACAAGCUGGGACACGAACUUUUGUUAAGGAAUUACGUGCUCGGGUCUUCCCAAGUGCUGAUGAAGUCAUUAUAAAGAUGAAUGGUAGCCAGUUGACACAAAGAUACCUGGAGAAACAUGGAUUUGAUGUGCCUAUUAUGGUUCCCAGAAUAGAUGAUCUAGGACUUAGACUCCCUCCACCAACUUUUUCUGUUAUGGAUGUGGAACGUUAUGUAGGUGGUGACAAAGUAAUAGAUGUCAUUGAUGUGGCAAGACAGGCAGACAGCAAAAUGAAACUUCACAACUAUGUUAAAUACUUCAUGAAUCCUAACCGUCCAAAGGUGUUAAAUGUGAUCAGCCUUGAAUUUUCAGAUACAAAGAUGUCAGAAUUGGUGGAAGUUCCUGACAUUGCCCGAAAACUUUCUUGGGUGGAAAAUUACUGGCCAGAUGAUUCAGUCUUCCCUAAACCAUUUGUUCAGAAAUAUUGUUUGAUGGGAGUUCAAGAUAGCUAUACAGAUUUUCACAUUGAUUUCGGAGGCACUUCAGUCUGGUACCAUGUUCUCUGGGGUGAGAAGAUUUUUUAUUUGAUAAAGCCAACAGAUGAAAAUUUAGCACUCUAUGAAUCCUGGAGUUCAUCUGUCACCCAAAGUGAAGUGUAUUUUGGUGAAAAAGUAGAUAAAUGCUACAAGUGUGUUGUGAAGCAAGGGCACACCCUCUUUGUUCCAACAGGGUGGAUUCAUGCUGUGCUCACAUCUCAGGACUGUAUGGCUUUUGGAGGGAACUUUCUACACAACCUUAAUAUUGGCAUGCAGCUCAGGUGUUAUGAGAUGGAGAAGAGACUAAAAACACCUGAUCUUUUCAAAUUCCCUUUCUUUGAAGCCAUAUGUUGGUUUGUAGCCAAAAAUCUGCUGGAAACUUUGAAAGAAUUGAGAGAAGAUGGUUUCCAGCCCCCAAACUACUUAGUGCAGGGAGUCAAGGCAUUGCAUACUGCUUUAAAAUUAUGGAUGAAAAAAGAACUUGUAUCAGAACAUGCCUUUGAAAUUCCAGACAAUGUUAGACCGGGACAUCUCAUUAAAGAACUUUCUAAAGUAAUUCGUUCAAUAGAGGAGGAAAACAGUAAGCCAGUCAAAUCUCAGGGAAUCCUCACUACAUGCCCAGUUUCACGAUCCUCAAAUGAAGUAUCCUCCCCAUACCAUUCCAGAAGAAAAAUGCGAAAACUUCGAGAUCAUAAUGUUAGAACUCCUUCUAACCUGGACAUUUUAGAACUCCACACAAGAGAGGUGCUCAAACGACUAGAGAUGUGUCCAUGGGAAGAGGACAUUUUGAACUCUAAAUUGAAUGGGAGAUUCAACAAGCACCUCCAGCCGUCUUCUACAGUACCAGAAUGGAGAACUAAAGAUAAUGACCUGCGGUUACUGCUGACAAAUGGAAGAAUAAUUAAAGAUGAAAGACAACCUUUUACAGACCGAAAUCUAUAUACAGCAGACAGUGAGAAUGAAGAUUACACGGAAAAGGCAAAAAAGGCAAAAAGCCUAAAGGUAGAGCAGAUUUCAGAAGCACAGGGAAAUAGAGAACCUCAGAAACCUCUUAAUAUGUUUUUUGAAAGUGUGAAAUCAGAACUUAGAAAUGGAUCUUCACAGUAUUCUGAUAUUUCUGAUUCAGAGGAAUCUGGGCCUGAUUGCACUGUUCAGAAAAAUGAUUUUACUAAAGAAGAGUCAGAAAGCUCAGGAGAUGAAAAGAAACAAAAAAUAUCUUCAAAUUUUAAGGAGGAAUCUGAAAUGAAGAUGAACCUGUAUCAAACUCACAAGAAACCAUCUAAAAAUGAAAUUGCAAGUAAAAGGGAAUGUCCUACCUCGACCAGCACAGAGGAAGAAGCUAUUCAGGGUAUGCUGUCUAUGGCAGGAUUGCACUAUACUACCUGCUUAACAAGACAGAUACAAAGCACAGAUUACACAGGUGAAAGAAGCUCUUUUCAAGAACACAACAACUGCCAUGCAACUAACCAUGAAGUUAGACAGUUGUAUCAGCCUCCUAAGCCACUGGAAUAUGGUCAGCAUAUUAAGACAGAGGAACAAGAAUUGGGGACUUCAUCUUGGGUCAGGCAACUCACAACUUCCAGGUUUAAUCCUCAGGAACCAGGUAAAUCCCAGAAACAUAUCAAAAAGGAAGGUUCACCAGAAUUCAGUCAGAAGACUCAAAGUAGGAAUUACAUGGACAGCAGUAGUUCAAGUCUCCAAAAUGGGAAGUGUGUGCAGAAUCCAAGCUUUGUGCCCGGCACAUGUCAGAUGAACAAUGGCAAUUUUAGUCCAGAAAGGUCUGGGGGUGAAACUUCCUUUUCAUUACCAUUGCACCCAAUCAAGCGACCUGCAUCUAAUCCACCACCCAUCAGCAACCAGGCAACAAAAGGUAAACGUCCAAAGAAAGGAAUGGCAACCGCCAAACAGCGCCUUGGGAAGAUCCUUAAGUUGAACAGAAAUGGCCACGCACGCUUCUUUGUGUGAUGGUAGCUGCUUUUGCUGCCAUUCUCACCCUUGGUGACCAGUAUUGAGGGCAAUGGGGCCUGGAGCUUCUGCUGUUCCUCUGCUUGAAGCAGACUUGCAUGUACAAUAUAAAACACUGCCUGAAGAACAAAAUGAACCUGAUGCUGCAUUUUCACUGUGCCACACCCACGAGCAAUAACCAUUGUGGACCUGGUGGGGGGAGGAUGAAGGAGAGGAGGAUUUUAAGAGAGAUCAGGAAUUAGGGCUGGUCUCUUGUCAGGGCUUGAGUAUCAUUUUGUCACUGGUAGUGUCUUGACUUAUUUUCAGUGGUAAGGUAAAGAAAGUUAUCAGUAAUUUAUUUAACAGAUUUUUUAAAAAAGUUAACAGCUUUUAAAUUCUUUCUUUUUUAAGCUAUUUAUUUGGAAGACUCGUGGGGAAGUAUCUCACUAAUUUAGAUUUAAGAAUGUGAAGGUUUUUAAAUUAUUUUUGAUAGCAUGAGUUACAUGUGGUGAAGAGCCACAGUAACAGUAAUUUGUCUGAACUCUUAAAAUUUGAAAUUCAGGUUAAAGUCUUAAACAGGGAUUUGAUGCAUUAAUUAUUUUAAAUUAAGAUGUAUAUGAAAUUCAUUUUAUUUUAUAUAUUUUGUGUUUUUUUUUUUUUUUUAAAUAAGCUACUACCUUGGCUUUUUCUAAUUUACAGGUUGCAUAUUGUCAUCCAGGUUAGUUACCUUAUUGCAUCUUCUCUUUCUGCUGUCCAUCAUUUUGACAACCCAACAAAAAUAUUUGUUUUACAGAAAAAUAACUUCAAUACCCAAGGCUUUCCCAAAAAAAAGAAAAACCUUGCCAAAAAAAACCAAACAAAACCCCAAACCCUCUUUGUCUCACUUUGACAAUUAUGAUUUUUCUAUUUAGGUAGAAAAAAGACAUCUUGAAAUUUCAUUUGUGUAUUUGAUGUUAGGUCCCAAAGAACCUGCUUUUUAAUAUCUUUUCCUUCCUUGUUCAGAAAAGAACCAUAUGAUUGGUAUAAUUUAGUUAUAUUAGUAUUUGUUUAAAUACAUUUAUAGCUACAGUGGGUUCCUUUUAUAAUUUUGUGGCUGGGGAGAGGGGAGGUAUAAAGGGGAGAAGAAGAGGGAACCAGAAAUAACACCUGCUUUAUAGGCUGUUAUAACAAGUUUUUAAAAAAUAUUAUAUCCUAACUGUUGGGGGGAGCUAUGAUUUGACCUGCAGUGUAUAUAAAACUAUAUUAUUAAGACCUAUCAAAAUAGGCUUCUAAUUGAAGUUGUUAUAGAGGAGCAAGGGUAUUGAAGUAGUAGAGUUGAUUAUUUAAUCUUGUAACCUUUUAAGAUUUAGUUUGGAUCUGAGUUUGAGAUGAAGUUGGUGCUUUCUGCAGUUUACUCUUUCUUGACUUAGCCAAUACAUGAAGAUGAGAUAUUUUUAAAGUAAACAUCUGUCUGCUUUAUACAUACUUCUUAUUGAAUGCCAAAUUUCAGUUGUUUGUUAAUAAUUUAUAUUUUUCAAUUGAUAAUUUUUGGUAACAAUUUAAAUACUGAAUUUCUGGGGUUGGAAUGGAAAAAAUAGGUAUUCUUGAUUCUGAAAAAAAGGGGGAGCAUUUUAUAUGCUCCCAACCAGGAAUUUCAAGUCUAGGGAAAUGUACUAGGUAGGCUUUAUUUUUAUGAUGAUGAACUAUGGCCACAUCACUGAUUUGUCUUAUUUUCAUUCAGCCAACAGGCUGGACUUAUCUUUUUGUGCUGUCAUUUAUGCUGAGGAGCUAGAACAAGCAGAUCUGUGUCUCCUUCCGGAUUUACAUUUAUGUUUUCAGAAGAGGAACACUUCUUUUAUCCCAUCUUCCUUCCAAAGUUUAAAGGAGUGUAUUAUAAACAGGUGAUGAAUUUGCCUUCUUUGGUUAUUCCAAAACCAGAAUGACUUGGCUCAAGACUGAUCCAUUUCUGGUUGUCAGGGAGAAGAUUCUAUCAAACAUAGGAUGUCUAUAAAGAGCUCAUUUUAAGCUAUGUCCACACUAUGCCAAAACAACUAGUUGAAAACUGAAUUAUUCAUUAAGCCAACUGGUUGAUUAUUUUUUCUACACGAUGCCAAAAAACUGGUUUGACUGAUCUUUUCUCCCACUGAAAUGAAGUAGUAUUUUGGUUUUGUGUAGAUGGUGUUUUUAGUGUCAGGGAUAGAUUACAAAUAGAUUAUUGCCUGUCAAGAAAUAACUUUAAAACUGAUUUUUUAAAAAAACUGAGAUGUGUAUUGAUUUAAUUUGUAUCUGCAGUUAUAGUAUUUGUAGCUGCUUAACUUUAUUUUCUUUAGCCAGAUAGCCUAAAAUCAAACAGAAUUAUUUUAUAGAUUAACACAUAUCCUAUAUUCAACAUUUAUAUUCUUUGAUUAUGAGUAAAUUAACUAAGAGUAGCCAGCAUGUAAAUUCCGAAAAUGAACUUCACUUAAUAGAAUCAAAUUACCAUCCCCUAAAUAAUUCCAAUAACUAGAUAAUUUAGUUUUAAAGAUGCCUCUAAUAACCACUGCAGCUGAAAUGGGGAUUUUUGUUUCUGAGUAAAGGAAACCAUAGCUACAAUUCUAUUGACUUCCUAUUCAAGUCCUAUAGGGACACUUGAGUCUUUCCAAGGUUUCUUGGUCUUUCAUGCUUAGAUUUGAAGGAGAUAUUGUAUUUAUAUCUAGUUCUCUAAAUCUGCCCUUAUAAGAAGUGAGGAGUUCUAGCACAGAGAUAGCCCUUCUCAAGCAUGUCUUCUGAAAGAACCAAGAACGUUUCUUUUUUGUGAGACUAUCCCAUUAUCUAUUUUUUAAUUUGACAAAACUACUGGACACAAGUAGCUGUCUUUAAAAAAAUUUUCAUUCUGGGUAAGAGAAACAUUUUAUGAUUUCUAAAAGCACUGCUUUUGCAAAUAGUUCAUAAAAGUACAUUGCGCUUAGCAAACUUUUACACAAUAUAGUUUGGGGGCAAUUAGCUAGCUUUAAGUAAAGGGGCUCAAGGCUUCCUAAAUUUGAAAUUGUGGUUUUUUUAGAGACCCAGGUAAUGGUUUGAGUUUUCUUGUAGAUGGUUUUUCUUCUAUUAAAUUUAUGUCAAAUAGUGCUAUGCCAUGAAGUAAUGGUUAAUAACUAAAACAAUAGGUAAUGUAAAAUCUACAAUUUACAAAUUAUGGUAGUCCAGCUUUUUGGAAAUACUUCUGAGAAUAUUUCUUUGAUCAGUAUCAUUUAGAGUAUUAUAUACAAAGAAGGAAUUUCUAAUCUAUAGCUGCCUAUUUUUAUAUAUAAAAUUAAAACUAUUCAUACUUAUCAUCAGUUGAAUAUUUAAUUUAAUUCUAAAUCUGACUGUCAACAUCUACAAUAACCAAUUUCCUAAAAAAGGUACUCUUAGUUUACACCAAAUAGAAAGAAGGUAUUUGUCUAGACACUGGCUGUGUACUACAUGAGUGCACUCGGGGUGGGGAGGAAGGAAUACAAAAGGAGGAGAAACAACAGUCCUAUCAAGGACUAUUUUCAUCUUUUAGGCUUGCUGAAAUGAAAUAAUCUAUGGGAAAAAUCCAGCACAGUUUUAUUAAUUUAAUUUAAAACAGACCACUAUAGGAUGGAAAAAGAACCCAGAAAUACUUGAAAUAGGAACUAUGAAAAUUGAUCAUUUUAAUGUUUGUAACUUAAAACUGAUUUUAAACAAAAACCUGCUAUUUUUAUGAAUGGGCACAUUUUUACUAUAGCAUAAAAACUUUUAAGAAGUGAAAAUAAUUCAGAUCGGAACAUUUAUUUCCUGAUGGGAAACUUAUCACUUAUUUCAUUAGAAAGAAUUCUGAAAAAUCUUUAACUAGAGAGUGAAAGAGAUAGUUACAGUUCUUGAAGUAAAAUAGUUCAUGUGUCAGUGAAGUAAGAAAGUGUUUAUCAUUUGCCCUAAGAAUAAAAAGUUAUUUAAAAAAAAUCUUAACAAGUAUUAGAAUGUUUGCAUUCAAUUUAAGAGGAGGGGAAAGGAGAUUAGAAUAGAAAGGAGAGAAGUGGGAUUUUUACUGAUUUAAAAAAAUGUAUAUAAGUAUAAUAGAGUAAUUUUCUAAGAAGAAAUGGAUUGCUAUCAUACCACAUAUCAGCCUAGCCUCCUAAGGGAAGAAGAUAAAACUAGAUUUUUAAACCAUCUUGAAUAUUGUAAUGUCAUUAAGGAAAUUAUUAAGAACAAGAAUGUUGAGAAUUUAAAAGGAAUAUCAGCAAAGAUAAUUCUGUUAGAUCUCAACAAAUUUAAAAUACAUUUUAGUAAAGAAGGAUCUAAAUUUGAUUAAAUAUUUUUUAAAAUAACCUCUCCUCCUGCUUUGUGUCUUUCUCCCUCCCCUCCUUCUCUUUUUGACCACAUUUUGGUCUAUUUUGGUGAGUAUAUACUUAAUGAAAAUUGAUAGGAAGAUUUUUUUAUUUUAUUUUAUUUUUUAUUACUCCUUGUAUGAUCACCAAAAGUAAAAGUAUCUUCAUGGAUGAAUGACUAUAGUUUCACUUUGAGAAGUUAACAAAAAUUAAAGAGUUUUUUUAAAAAUUAAAGUACAAAUAUUCCUCCUCUGCCCUCCCGUACUCCCCUCCCCCCCCCCAAAAAAAAAAAAUGCCUGUGAAGUGCAUUUCUUCCAGCAAACAUUGAGCCUGAAGGGAGAGAGACUCUAGGAUUUUACUGAAUUUUAGAUUUUAGACUUGGAACACGAUAGGAAUUUAUUAUUAGAGCUUCCCUGCCUUCAUACUGAUUGAGUAUAUUACUUCCCUUUUACAGAUGAAACAGUAGAGAACAGAGAAUUCCUUCCAUACCUCUAGCCACAUAAAAUGGCUAGCUAAAUACAUUUUAAUAAUGGAGGUUAGAAGUUUCUUUCCUUCUACAAGUUGCUUCCAUUAUAUUGUGCUGUAUCAGUGGUUUGUUUUUUUUAUUAUAUUAAUUAGGUAACCAAAAACUAGAAGGAGUAAGAAAAGCAUUAUUGUAUCAUGGUAUCACAAUUAAGAUUUUAACAAAAGAGUAAUCUGAGGCAGAUCUCUCAGCAAAAUAAUAUUUAUUAGCAGGGGCAUGCUACCUGUCAAUAAAUGGGUCCAUGGCUUUGCUUCUUUCUAUUAAUGCUAAAGACCCAGAGCACAAGGGCAGUUCCCCUUUUGUAAGGUUUGGGGAAUACAGAGCAGGGUAGAUGACAUCAUGGAAUUAAAGGUAGCAUGAUUGAUCACAAAGCAGAGGUGCAGGAAACACAUGGUUGUUGGAAGUUUGGUAGUGGGGGCUAGUAACGAUCCCCCUUCUCUCAUGAGACUUAGGUGCUCCAAGUUUAAGUCCAUGUGUGAGAUAAGCUCAGACUUUUGGACAGCAAACCAGACGUCCUUGAAGGAUAGCUUGUUGAUAUCAGGCUCAACUCCUUUUUUGUUCACACUGGUUCUCCAAAGUCAGUUAAAUUCCUUGAGGCAAAAAAAUUAGAUUUUUAAAAUUAACCCCUUACAGGCCAGCUAGAACUCUGAACUGAAUUCAGAGACAAAAAACCAUGAUUUAAGCAGUUGCAGGACAAAAAGCAGAGGGCAAAAUCAAUUACUUGUAAAUAGGAUCAAUAAGAAAAUGCUACAGGAUCAAUUUUAAUUUUCUCAGUGAUUAUAAUUAGCAGACUGAGUCUACCUGGAAUGGAGAAAUGAUUACUUUUUUUCUAAGGCUUUUUUUUUUUUUUUAAAUUUUAAUAGGGCUGUGGCAUUAAUAAACAUUUGGUAUACUUGAGUAAAAAAAAAAUCUUUUAAAAUGGUUUUUAAAAAAACAACUCUAAUGAUGAUAAACCCUAUCACUAAAGCAAUUUGCCUAUUGUGGUUAACUGUGGUUUUGCUUGUAUAUUCUUCCCCAUCUUCUUUCUUAAACCUUGUCUCCUUCCUAAGUUGCCUAAGAAUUUGUUGUCUUAAUAAGGAAAAGGUGAAAAUGAGGGUAAAACCUCUUAGAAACCAGUAGCACUGAAUCUUCCAGCAAGUUUUUCUUCUGCACUACUUUCCUAAUAAACCCUGGCUACUAGGUAGCCUUUGAUGACCUCCAAGUAGUUUACCUAUGCAACUUGUCAUAUCCCAUCCAUUCAUCCUUUUUUUUUUUUUUUUUUUUCCUUUGCUAUUUCAGGAAGAAGUUCCCAGGGGAGGUUUUUGGUAUAAAUUUGGUCUUCUCCUGGUUUUGUUUUGGCCACUUUUCUUCAUAAGUUUCAGCUUUCCUCAAGGUAUAUUUGACUAGAACAUUUAUGGGGGAACUCCUAGCAGUAAAUUUGAUAUCUAAUAACGGAGUUAUCUCCCUUUGCCUGAAAUCUUUUUUCUCCUCUAAAAAUACUAAUUUUAAAGAUUAACCCUUCUUUAUUUAUUUAAGAUACUCACACAUUACUUCUACAUUAUAUAGUCAGGGGCCCGAGUGUAACUCAUUACAUGAACCCUAGCGCUGUUUUAUCUUUCAGAAGAAAUUUAAACCAAACUAAGAGCCUUACAGUUUAAGGUGAGGCUGGAUUAAAAGCUGCAAUCUCAUUUUCCCCCAAAUAGAAGUUCUGAGAGAAGUGCGUCACAAAUCUUGCAGCAAUUUGGUGGGAUGUCACAGCACGCAUCGGGAAAUGCACCUGUGUCUUUGCAGUUGUAUUUCCUUUGGAAAAGACUUUUCUACUUUUAAUAUGAAUUAAGCCAUAAUAAUUUCAUGCUGUGGAACGAGAGUAGAGAGCUUCACUUUAAGAGAUUAUAUAAUACAAACUUUCACAUUUACUGUGAAAUGACUUGACUUUGCCAGUGCUUCAGCAGGUUUUGUGGUGAUAUUUUGGAGGGGGGAUGUGAUAUUUUGUUUUUUAAUCUGUGAAAUUUUAAAAGGGGACAGUUGUUGGCUAUGGUAUUUACUAGUUUUGUAGUAAUGUUUUGCUAACCUGACUGCCUUUUCUUCCCCGAUGAUUUUUAUGGUCCAAGUUGACUCUUGCUAUUCUUUCUUACUUUGGGUGUCUCUGGGGGUAGUAUCUUGUCUAUUUGUAUAGGUUGUCGGUGUGUGUGCACAGGGUGUGUCCUUUUGUUACAGAAACACACUGGGUUGCAAUUGGGUGUUUGGCUGGGAAAUGGGAUGCUGAAGUGUGAAGAACGUUUUUGUUUUUGUCGUUUUUUUUUUUUUCCAAUUCAUAACAGUAUUUCCCAUCUUUUGCCUGCAGGCAGGGAAAGUGUAUGUACAGUAUUUAUUUUGUUUCUAUUUUACUUUAAAUUUGUAAGUUUUGAAGUAGCUUAUGUUGGUCAUAGGGAAGGACAAGUGACUUGUUUAAAUUUGUAUUUGGUAUUCAUAUUUUCCAAUUUCUGUACUUUUAAGAUACUGAGAUUAAAAUUGGUAUUACUUUUUGUUUUGAUUUUAGCACGCCAGUGUAAUUUUUUUGUUGUUCAUUUUGUUUGAAAGUAUAAAUGCUGAAAGCUGUGUAAACUGUGUCUUUGGAAGAAAAAAAUUCUGAAUUCUAUUUCCAA
This is a messenger RNA of Antechinus flavipes (yellow-footed antechinus), 10238 nucleotides long. It is a transcript of the gene KDM7A, whose product is annotated as lysine demethylase 7A. Gene Ontology annotation, biological process: regulation of transcription by RNA polymerase II; protein demethylation. NCBI's taxonomy places the organism in Eukaryota, Metazoa, Chordata, Mammalia, Dasyuromorphia, Dasyuridae. Gene Ontology annotation, molecular function: transcription coregulator activity; histone demethylase activity. The record is from RefSeq and is a predicted model, not a curated record. The transcript has 20 exons. Bases 1 to 2823 code for a protein of 940 amino acids.